GCCCGGCUGCGUGCUGCUCUGCACGCGCCCGGCCGCCGCCCGCGCUCUUACGGGCACGUAGGCCGUGCUUAAAGGGGCAACGCGGCUGGGCGCCGCCGCCUGGGACGCGCCGGGCGGCGUCAGCGUCAGCGUCUCCUGAGCCGCCACCGGCCAACCGCGCGGGAGCUGCCGGGCCGCAGCGGGCGGGGCGUUGCCGCUUUAAGGGCCGGGGUGCCGGUGGCUCCUGGGUAGAGCUGCGCAGUGGUGCGGGGCGCCCCGACCCCGCGCCCUCGCGGUUCUUCUCUUGCCACGCCGACGUGGAGCAGAUGCUGCUGGAGGCCCAGCUGGAGACGGAGAGCGGUGACAGCCCCCUGCUCGUGCUGAGCCCCCCGGCCUGGGAUGGCGGUAGCGCUGGCCAGGUCAGCGAGCGACCUGGGGACAGCGAGCUGCUCCCUGCCUGCAGCCGGCCCCAGCCUGGCUGCACUCACCCUCUGCAGCGGGAUGUGCCGGAGGAGGCUGAGUGGAGGGAGAGGUGCUUGCCAACAUCCCUUGCCUGGACCCGCCAUCCUGAGCAUCUGACUCCAAAGGAAUUUGCCUUUGUGUGCUCCCCCCAGCCGGCCCUGUGGAGCCUGCAGGGAGGUGCAGUGGGGAGGAAGAAGAGACUCUUCAGUUCAGAGGUGCUGCUGCUUUUCAUCCCCUCGCUACUGCUCAGCCAUCUGCUGACCCUGGGACUAGGAAUCUACAUUGGGAAGCGGCUGGCAGCCUCCUCAGCAAACCCGCUGUGAAGAGCUGAGCACAGCAAGACAGCUGGGUCCACUGCCCUGCUCCUCCACUUGGCAUGUGGAGGGAGUCCAGGCACCAGCACAGCCCAUUCGGUCCCAAACUUCAUGCGUGUGGCACAAGGCACUGUCUCCCCUUGUCACUUCCAUAGCUGUGGCCUAGGGAGCAGAUCCCUUCUCUUCUCUGUAGACAGAAACUCUGAUGGCAGCUCCCUGCUGCAGGCAGUCCCUGCCCUCUCCAUCUCUUGGUUGCGGGUCCAUGGUCCUCCUGUUUAAUACAGAAGACUGUAAAUGUGGCUCCUGAGCCUGCAACAGCACAUGUAAAUAAACAGCUCUGUGCCAGCUCUGGAGGCAGAGCAAUGUGCCGACA
Messenger RNA from Rhea pennata, 1128 nucleotides. RefSeq names its product BCL2/adenovirus E1B 19 kDa protein-interacting protein 3-like. The record is from RefSeq and is a predicted model, not a curated record. Gene Ontology annotation, cellular component: nuclear envelope; endoplasmic reticulum; mitochondrial outer membrane. Bases 306 to 764 code for a protein of 152 amino acids. The transcript is spliced from 6 exons. Gene Ontology annotation, biological process: mitochondrial outer membrane permeabilization; positive regulation of apoptotic process. Lineage: Eukaryota; Metazoa; Chordata; Aves; Rheiformes; Rheidae.